This is a messenger RNA of Paramecium sonneborni, 351 nucleotides long. The record is from the annotation of a GenBank genome assembly. Lineage: Eukaryota; Ciliophora; Oligohymenophorea; Peniculida; Parameciidae.
AUGGAAUAGAUCAAGAGUUUGUAACAUUAGAAUUUUAGAAUAAGCAUGUUCUUAUUAAAAAAUCAUUCUAAAAUGUAACUUACUUUUAUGAUUUGUAUUGAGAUUCAAAAAUUUACGAUUAUAUCGGAAAAUAUAAUUAAAAUAAAUAUUCUUAUUUUCCUUUUAAUAUAUAUAAUUGAAAUAAAGAUAUAUAUAUAAUAAAAUUUACUGUAGUUUAUAAUCUGUUUCUUUAUCUACUUUUCAUUAUUAACCAUACUCAAGAUCUUUUUAAUUCUAUUAUAUUACUCACUUUGUUUUUUUUUCAACAAACAAUGGAUAAAUACCACUAGGAGAAAUUGGUUAUUAAUUUGA